Messenger RNA from Physcomitrium patens, 2659 nucleotides. Its product is annotated as putative transcription factor PosF21. NCBI's taxonomy places the organism in Eukaryota, Viridiplantae, Streptophyta, Bryopsida, Funariales, Funariaceae. Gene Ontology annotation, cellular component: nucleus. The record is from RefSeq and is a predicted model, not a curated record. Gene Ontology annotation, molecular function: DNA-binding transcription factor activity. Gene Ontology annotation, biological process: regulation of DNA-templated transcription.
CCGGCGUGUUUCACGGUGUUCGGGGGAAUGAUGGAUUUGGUUCCAGAUCGCAGUCGCCUCUCUUGCUUUGAGGAGAGUGCCGGGUCGGGUCGGUGUUCGGGGCCACGCUGGGGUCCGGGUCUGGCUGCUCGUGCCCCGAUUUUGUCCUGGUUUGAAUUGUUUUCCCUCUUUUGGUUUCUCCGCUUGCUUCCCUUGUGUCUGUAAAGAAUUGCGUGGAGGGCCUGGCAGACCAUUGCAAUUUUUGAUGUUUCUGUGUCUCGAGGAGGGGGUUGCGGUGCUGCGGUUUGAUCUGGUGCGCUCAGUGCGCCCCGAGUCUGCUAAAGGAGGAGGAGGAGGUAGGCGGAAGGAGUUGGUGCCGUGCGGAGGGGAUCCUGAAACGGGGAUGCACUAGGAAUGACAGGGUAUCAUGCUGAGGGCGUCUGGCCGAUACGGGCGUAGGUAGUUUCACGGGCGAAGCUGCUGGAGGAGGUCGCUGAGCAUAGGGCGCGCCUUGGGUUGGUUGCAGUUGUUGCGAGUGGGGUUGAGGGUUCUCCGUUUACGGGGUGAAGAGCAGGGCAGGUCGCAGCGGGAGGGCUCGGACGCGGGGCGCGAUGGAGGGUCUGGGCAAGGGCUACGAUGCGUUUGUGGAACGGCUGCAGUCGGAAUUUGGUGCGACGAGCGUGGGCAAGGGGUCUGGGAGCUCUUCCACGAGCAAUAUUGCCGCGCACCCUCCGCAUCCUUCCCAGUCUCAGCUCCACCAGUCGCGCUAUGUCGGGUAUCCGUCGACCUCUCACCCGUUCACGGUGAAGAGGGAGACGUCUCCGUCCGUGUCGGAGACGUCGAUGAGAUCGCGAGAGUCUUAUUCGCUGGAGGUGAACAUGCAAGACGCUGUGACCUCGGCCAGUCCUGCAAGCAUUUCGGGGUCGGGGCAGCCCCCGCGGAUGCCCAGCCCGGGGCACAAUUUUAGCACAGAUGUGAACCAGAUGCCGGACACUCCUCCCCGACGAAGAGGGCACCGCCGUGCGCAGUCGGAAAUCGCAUUCCGGCUUCCAGACGAUGCGUCCUUCGAGAGCGAGCUGGGCGUGCACGGAUCCGAAAUGCCGACACUUUCUGACGAUGGCGCGGAGGAUCUGUUUUCGAUGUACAUUGACAUGGAGCAGAUAAACAACAUGAGUGGGACAUCGGGGCAAGCGGGUGCGAAAGCGGGUGGUGAAGGGAGCAAUGCACCCGCUCCCUCCGCCCAUCAUGCGAGGAGUUUGUCCGCGGAUGGGAGUCUGGGGAACUUGGCGGGCAACAGGACGGGCGUGGGCGUGGGCGGGGGCGGGGGCAACAAUUCGGCGCCAUCGGAGGCUCGAAGGCCGCGGCACGGGCACAGCAGCUCGAUGGACGGAUCGACUUCUUUCAGGCACGAUCUGUUGUCGGGCGAUUUCGAGGGGGAUACGAAGAAAGUGAUGGCGUCUGCAAAGCUUUCGGAGAUAGCGCUGAUUGAUCCCAAGCGCGCGAAGAGGAUUUUGGCGAAUCGGCAAUCGGCAGCACGUUCCAAGGAACGGAAGAUGCGUUACAUCUCAGAACUUGAGCGCAAGGUGCAGGGUUUGCAGACGGAAGCCACAACGCUUUCCACGCAGCUCGCAAUGUUGCAGAAGGAUACAACGGGGCUGGCAACGGAGAACAACGAGCUGAAGCUGCGGCUGCAGGCUAUGGAGCAACAAGCUCAUCUACGCGACGCUUUGAACGAAGCAUUGCGAGAGGAGGUCCAGCGGCUGAAGGUAGCAACGGGGCAAAUCAGCAACGGGAGCGUGCAGAAUUUGAGCAUGGGCGGGCAGCAUCUGUUCCAGAUGCAAAACCAAGCGUUCAAUUCGCAACAGUUGCAGCAAGCGCAAUCGGGUCUGAACAACCCCGCGCAGCAGCAGCAGCAGGCUUCGCAGGAGCAGAUGCAUUCCGAGUACAUGCAGCGCGGCGCAUACAAUCUUUCGAGCGGUUUCAUCAAGAACGAGGGACCGAGCAUUGCGGUGAAGCAUGCGAGCAGUGCGUCUUUUGGAUGAGGGGCGCGGUGGAAAGCGAGAGACGAUUUGAAGGGAAGAUAUCUGGAGAAGGCAGGUCGAGGGUGUUAUUCUUGGUCGUCGCAUGAUGUGUUGGCUGCGACACACCUGAGGGGUUCGUUGAUUGGAAUCCUCCCAGAAACGCUGCAAACCGACGGCGUGGAAGGUGAUACUCUGAAGGCGCGGGGAUGAACCUUGCCGAGUGGCUUUGGUCCAGUGGGUUUCGUUGUGCUAGGUGAAGCUUGUGAAGCCGAGGUUACGUCCACAAUGAGGUGAGAGGCAGAGCACGGGCUGACGUUUGCGGGAUGCGAACGACGAGAACGGGGUGGGUUGCGGGCAUCUCUGCCGGUGCAGGGUGCGAUAAUUUGGUGAAGGUCUCGGAGGCGCCAGGGCUGCAUGCUAUUUUUCGGGCCGUAUUGAAUCUGUGACCCACGGAGGUCCUGUUCAGAGAAAGUGGUACUGUAGUGUGGUCAUGAAGGCGUCUUAUACGUUUUUAUCUGUGUCUGUACACAGUUGUGAAGCUGGUUGUGGGUAGCUGUAGAUUGGAAGACAUGAUACAUGGACUAUGUUAUCGAGGGUCCACCUGAAGAGGAUAAUAUAUUCAUUGAUGUUGUGGAUUGACAAGCCGCCUUGUGACGGGA